Myotis brandtii (Brandt's bat) is the source of this 6213-nucleotide messenger RNA. It is a transcript of the gene CDH4, whose product is annotated as cadherin 4, type 1, R-cadherin (retinal). Gene Ontology annotation, cellular component: catenin complex; plasma membrane; adherens junction. Bases 340 to 2829 code for a protein of 829 amino acids. The record is from RefSeq and is a predicted model, not a curated record. Gene Ontology annotation, biological process: calcium-dependent cell-cell adhesion; cell morphogenesis; cell-cell junction assembly. Lineage: Eukaryota; Metazoa; Chordata; Mammalia; Chiroptera; Vespertilionidae. The transcript has 17 exons. Gene Ontology annotation, molecular function: calcium ion binding; cadherin binding.
CUGUUAUCAGGCCACACGGAGCGGAACAAGCCAAAAGCCAAGUCCUGGAGAUCCCAACACCCACGCCCUGGGCAGCUCUGCCCUCCGACCUCAUUUCCCCACGCUCCCCAGACCUCUGUGCUGUCCGUCCCCGAGCCUGGCGCUGGGUCCGUGAGGGACGGUGGCAGGGGGGACCCGGAAGAGCGCAGGAAACCUUACGCGGCGCUGCUUUCUGCGGGUUUCUGGAAUCCUCUGCGCAGGGAGCGGCCACACCCGCCAGCCGGGAGCAGCACUCGGAGGAGCAGAGUCAAGUUCAGCAGCUGUCUGGGGACCGAGGGGACGCAGUAUGAGACCAGCAGCAUGGACUUCAAAGUCGGGGCAGACGGGACGAUCUUCGCCGCCCGGGAACUGUGGCUCCCCUCUGAGGAGGUGGCCUUCACUGUGACCGCGUGGGACCACCAGAUGGCGCAGCGAUGGGACGCCCUGGUGCGGCUGCUGGUGGCCCAGACCUCGUCCCCCCUCUCUGGACACAAGAUGCCGCAGAUGCCUCAGAAAGGAAGGAAGACUCCAGCCCUGGACCUCACCCCGCCUCCCAGAGACGUGCUACUGCCGUGGCCCCAGCACCCACCUUCCAGUGGCCUGGGCCUGCGGAGGCAGAAGCGGGACUGGGUCAUCCCACCCAUCAACGUGCCGGAGAAUUCUCGCGGGCCCUUCCCGCAGCAGCUGGUGCGGAUCCGGUCCGACAAAGACAACGACAUCCCCAUCCGGUACAGCAUCACGGGCGUGGGCGCCGACCAGCCGCCCAUGGAGGUCUUCAGCAUCGACUCCAUGUCUGGCCGCAUGUACGUCACUCGGCCCAUGGACCGGGAGGAGCGGGCCUCCUACCACCUCCGAGCCCACGCCGUGGACAUGAACGGCAACAAGGUGGAGAACCCCAUCGACCUGUACAUCUACGUCAUCGACAUGAACGACAACCGUCCCGAGUUCCUCAACCAGGUCUACAACGGCUCCGUGGACGAGGGCUCCAAGCCAGGCACCUACGUGAUGACAGUCACGGCCAAUGAUGCUGACGACAGCACCACGGCUAACGGGAUGGUGCGGUACCGGAUCCUGACCCAGACCCCACAGAGCCCGUCCCAGAACAUGUUCACCAUCAACAGCGAGACAGGGGACAUUGUGACCGUGGCCGCCGGCCUGGACCGAGAGAAAGUUCAGCAGUACACAGUCAUUGUUCAGGCCACAGACAUGGAGGGAAACCUCAACUAUGGCCUCUCGAACACAGCCACAGCCAUCAUCGCGGUGACAGACGUGAAUGACAACCCGCCAGAAUUCAUCGCCAGCACGUAUGCAGGGGAAGUCCCCGAAAACCGGGUGGAGACCGUGGUCGCAAACCUCACAGUGAUGGACCGAGAUCAGCCCAAGUCACCAAACUGGAAUGCCGUCUACCGCAUUAUCAGUGGGGACCCCUCGGGGCACUUCACCAUCCGCACGGACCCCGUCACCAACGAGGGCAUGGUCACCGUGGUGAAGGCAGUGGACUACGAGCUGAACAGAGCGUUCAUGCUGACCGUGAUGGUGUCCAACCAGGCGCCUCUGGCCAGUGGGAUCCAGAUGUCCUUCCAGUCCACAGCGGGGGUGACCAUCUCAGUCAUGGACGUCAACGAGGCCCCCUACUUCCCCUCCAACCACAAGCUCAUCCGCCUGGAGGAGGGCGUGCCCCCGGGCACCGUGCUCACCACAUUUUCGGCAGUGGACCCCGACCGCUUCAUGCAGCAGGCCGUGAGAUACUCAAAGCUGUCAGACCCGGCCAGCUGGCUGCGCAUGAACGCCACCAACGGGCAGGUCACCACGGCGGCCAUCCUGGACCGCGAGUCCCUCUACACCAAAAACAACGUCUACGAGGCCACCUUCCUGGCGGCUGACAACGGGAUCCCCCCAGCCAGUGGCACCGGGACCCUCCAGAUCUACCUCAUCGAUAUCAAUGAUAACGCCCCCGAGCUGCUCCCCAAGGAGGCGCAGAUCUGCGAGAAGCCCAGCCUGGACACCAUCAACAUCACAGCAGCCGACGCCGACAUCGACCCCAAUGUUGGCCCCUACGUCUUUGAGCUGCCCUUCGUUCCCGCCGCUGUGCGGAAGAACUGGACCAUCACCCGCUUAAAUGGCGACUACGCCCAGCUCAGCUUGCGCAUCCUGUACCUGGAGGCGGGAGUGUACGAUGUCCCCAUCAUGGUCACAGACUCUGGGAACCCGCCCCUGUCCAACACGUCCAUCAUCAAAGUCAAGGUGUGCCCAUGCGACGAGAACGGCGACUGCACCACCAUUGGCGCGGUGGUGGCAGCUGGCCUGGGCACAGGUGCCAUCGUGGCUAUCCUCGUCUGCAUCGUCAUCCUGCUGACCAUGGUCCUGCUGUUCGUCGGGUGGAUGAAGCGGCGGGAGAAGGAGCGCCACACAAAGCAGCUCCUCAUCGACCCGGAGGACGACGUGCGCGACAACAUCCUCAAGUACGAUGAGGAGGGCGGCGGCGAGGAAGACCAGGACUAUGACCUCAGCCAGCUGCAGCAGCCGGAGGCCACGGAGCACACGCUGAUGUACCCGGUCAGGCCUGUGGUGCCCCACCCAGGGGACAUCGGAGACUUCAUCACCGAGGGACUUCGAGCGGCAGACAACGACCCCACAGCGCCCCCCUAUGACUCCCUGCUGGUCUUCGACUAUGAAGGCAGCGGCUCCACCGCGGGCUCCGUCAGCUCCCUAAACUCAUCCAGCUCCGGGGACCAAGACUACGAUUAUCUGAACGACUGGGGGCCCCGGUUCAAGAAGCUGGCGGACAUGUACGGAGGUGGCGAGGACUGACAGACCUCUCCCCGGACCAAAGCCGGACCAGCACUCGGAGGGACAGACGGACAGACAGAGGAGCAGGACUGGGGGAGGCCACUGGUCCUCCCGACUCCCUGCAGACACGUCAUUUAGUGGUGUGCCAGGGGGUCUCCCCGCCCCAGCCCCCCAACAUUGAGCUGUCUGGCAUGAACACUUCUCGCCGCCGCCCAUCACGGGAGCUGACAGUCACUAAAGGAAGCGAGAGGCACUGAGUCCUGACUUGAUCUUAGAACAGAAGCACUGCUUAAAAAAAAAAAAAAAGUGCCUUUUGGUACAUGUAUCGGUUUCCCUCAAACUCAGGAGUGACUGAAGCAGACAGACCAAGCCCCCCACCCCAGCCCCAGCACCUACCCCAGCUCUUCCUAGCUCCGAAGGCACCAAUUUAGGAAUCAGGAGAAUGUGUUUCUCUUUUUUUUUUUUUUUUUUUGGCCUUUUAUGAAGGAAAAAAAUGGGUGACUCGCUUGACAAAAUUUACAAAGAAAACAUAGUUUGGGAUCCAAAUCCCAACAGCUCAAGUGUUGCCUCAUGCAGCCUGGGUCUCCUGGACCCCUUGGGGUGCCUGAGGCCAGGGGGGCGGGGAGCCCAGCUUCGGCUCCUGCGGCUGUGUUCCCCGGGCACGCCAGAGCCCGUGACCAAAACCGCUGUGUGAGCAUGGCUUUCAUUGUGGCCCAGCCGUGCACCCCCCUCCCAAGAUGCUUAAAUAACUGGGCGGGUGAGGUUCCCAGGGGCCAUCUCUGUCCUUGGCUGUCUCCCCGGGUGCCCCUGGUCAACCAUUAGGCUCCCCCACCCCGAACACCAGCCAGGCUCCCACUGCCUUUGGUCCAGGAAAGUAUUGUGUCCCAAGAAGCCACAGCCCAAACCAUGGCCUGAGCCCUCCUCCCCUCCAGACCAAACCUUGUCACAGGCCCAGCGAGCACCCACAGCACAGCCCAGGCCAUGCCCGGGGCUGUGCGGACUCCAAGGCAGAGGCAGCCUCUGUCCCUGCCCCACCAUGCGCAGUCAGAGCUCUCACUUGCUGAGCGGCGUGGACGGCCGGGACCUGCUUGGAAUGUCCUGAGAUGCAGCUGGGUGGCACCUGCUGGAGACAGCAGACCAUCCUUCCUCUGGACCGGGUCGCGCCCAGCAGCUGAAACCGCCCUGCGAGUACCAGUCUGACUCAGUCCAGAGGCCGGGGAGUCAGUUCUGCGGGAUGGACAGUGACGGGCGGUGUUCCAGGGCCCUGGGGGGACCCCGGCUGCAAUCACGCUGAGUGAGAAGCAGCCCCUGGGGCACCCCUGGAUGUGAAGGCGCCUCCGGCCGGCAGGAGACAGGCACCCUCAAGGGGGACCCUUGUGCUUGGUCCACCUCAGGCUCCCCGAGGAAGGGGGAAGGGUGCCACUGGCCUGGGCAGGACUUGGCAUCAGGGCCCCCUGGGGGAGGGGAGCCCCAGCUGACCAAGGACAAGGAAGCUGGCCUGCUCCUGGGAACAGGGAGGAGCCUGGGGAAGUUGGGGUGCAGCAAGGCAAGUGUUCCCCCUUCUCCACCUGGGGUCGUUGAGUCGUUCCUCCUCCUAUGGCCUGUCCCCGUUCAUGGUCACCCUCUUUUCAGAACAGCUUUGGCCUUGAAGGUGAACUUGAGUGCUCAUGGGCAUGUCCCCAUUGGACAUCAGGGUUCUUCCCCAAACCACACUCACCAACUCCGUCCAUUCUCCCAGAGCCGAGCUGGGCUGCAGCUGCAGCCUGUCCCACGAAGGGCUGCGUGGGCUCUGUCCCUGACCCGUCCCUGGCUGCCCAGGGAGGGAGGUCACUGUGUCACAAGCUGGAAGUCAGGGGGUGACCUUCCAAGGGGAGGGGACCAGGCCCCCGGUCCUGAGCCUGGCUAUGCAGAGUGUCGGGUCGGGGAGAGAACUGCCCCGUGUCUGCAGCGUGGCCACACGAGAGCGUGGUGGUGGGGUCAGGGCUGGUAGGAAGUGAGCUGAGAUGUUGUUUUUGUUUCUUUGGGGAAAGUGCAUCCUUCAGGCGACGUGCUAAGUGUGACUGUGGCUCUCCAGCUGAGGCAGCUGUGGGCCCCUCCCUCCAGCCGAGUCCUCCUGGGCCCCCAGGGUUCACCUCAGGGAUGGCGGUGCCCAGCCAGCCCAGGACUCAGCAGCCCGUGCACCGACCCACCCCUCCUUUUCACCCUUCCUGUCCCUCUGCCCCGAGGUGGAUGUCCGUCUCUUGUGCCUCCUUCCGGCUCCUUCCCCUCCCCCUGCCUCUUGUUACUGCCAGGCCCCUGGUUCAUUUUGCCUAAAUCCUGCAGGCUGAGGCUGCAGCAGCCUGCUGGGGACGUCACAGGGGCCUUCCCAUGCCUGUCCCUGCUCCCAGACAGCGGGACAGCUGUGCCCUCUCCCUCCCACCCCGGCAGCCCCCGGGGGCCAAAGAAAGAUGGGUGCCCACCCCCUCCCAGAUCCAGAUCCAUGCUGGAACUCUUCUGAGGCCAACGAGUUAGCAUUAGCUAAGCGUACAAUCGGUGUCGAACGUCUCUUAUGUAGCUUACAGAUUUGGCAUGUCCAUGACCAGGGAGCUGGCCUGGGCCCGGACUCAGCGAUGGCCAAGAGCUGGGGCGUGGCUGGUUACUGGGGGAGUUUUGUUCUGUGAGCAGGAGAGUCCAGUGCUGCAGGGCAGUGUCAGGAGGCCCUGACCUUGGUCACUGGCACCCCAGUCCAGGGCCGCCAUGUUUGCCAAGCAGGUCUGCGCUUCCUCAUGUCCUUCAGCACAUCCGAAGUGUCAGGCUGCCAGGCCCGGAGACCCCCAGUGAGAGCACAGCCCACACAGGCCCCGGGAGCACAGCUCUGGUAGAAGCUGGGGAGGGAGCAGUCGGUGCUCACAGGAAUAGCACCGCAACCACGACAAAGCCUCGCGCGCACAGGGCGUCCCGGGACGCAGCUCGCGCACCGUGGUGUACAUAGGCGGCCCGGUGCCUCGCUGGGCCACAUCUCUGUGCAACUGGAACGCGUUCUGCUUUCCUUUCUCCUUCUUCAUUCGGGUUCUUUUUUUGCAUGUUUCUUUUGAAAAGGACAAAACGUGUAGCAGCCCGCAUGACUGUGGUUGUUUUGGCGAAAGAUACUGGAGUGUGAUGUAUUCGCGCUGCAACUCUGAGCAUUGCGCAGUGAGACAAACGUUCCGACUUCUUUUGUAAUCGUCAACAGCACAACUAUUUUGUAUUGUUGUUUGUAUCAUUUUGUACCAAAAAAAAAGAAGAAAAAAAAACAGGAAAAAAGGGAAACGCGUCGAUGUUUUCAGUGUUUUCAGUGCAGCGGCGAGUCCUGCUGCCGAGUGAGGAGCAGUGCACGCUUGUCCCGCAGCGUCCGGGCGCCGCACGCUGCUCUGAGGAGUGAAUAAA